UCAUCACUUCACUUUCCUACUCAAUCUUGAUAUAAAUAUGAUGUAUUUCUUGGAGUUUUUCAUGAUUUAAUCCCAUUUUAGGACAAUUUCUCAUCUGGGUUUUCGAUUUUACCUCGAAAAUAUCGUUUCUUGACUUCGAUUUUCAAUUUUUUCAUGAUUCAAUCCCAUUUUUAGGCCAAUUUCUCAGCUGGGUUUUCGAUUUUACCUCAAAAAGAGUGUUUCUUGACUUCGAAUUUCAAGUUUUUCAUGAUUCAAUCCCAUUUUAGGCCAAUUUCUUAUCUGGGUUUUCGAUUUUACCUCAAGAAGAUCGUUUCUUGACUUGGAAUUUCAAGUUUUUUUGUUUCGCCAUGGACAGAGACUUCUUUCUCAAUGCCGGAUUGCAGUUUCCGGCGUCUCAGCCCGCCUGGAAGUUGAUGACAUUGAUGCCGGAGAUGAACUUUCCGGUGGACCAGUCUUCUGCAGACGGUGUUUGCGGACCAAACUGGGAGAAACCAGAUCAGUAUUCUCAUUUCGAAUCUGCUCUGAAUUCAAUGGUGUCAUCCCCUGUUUCCGGCUCGACGGUUUCCACGGACAUUAUGGCAGUCCGUGAACUCAUCGGAAAAUUGGGCAGCAUCCGCAGUGGUUGUGGCAGCCUUUCUCAGGCCGCCAUGACUGCCGCUGUGCCGCCCAGUAGCUCACCGUUAAAUUCAUCACCACCACCCAAGUUAAAUUUGCCAAUUAUGGACCAUUUUGUGAAAGAAAGCAUUCCUAUUAUCGGGAAUUCAAUGCCGUUGAAUCAAAAUUUACCAUUAAUCGCGGCUGAUCCUGGUUUCGCCGAGCGGGCGGCGAAGUUUUCUUGCUUCGGUAGCCGGAGUUUCAACGGUAGAACUAACGAAUUGGGGUUAAAUAGAAACAACCCUGAGUUCCAAUUAGGAUCUAGUGUUUCUCCGAUGACCGGAAACUUGAAAUUCCCCCGGGUUUCGAGUAGUCCGGCGCUGAGAAUUGAUCGUUCUCCGGUGGGAUUUGAAGAUUGCAAGAAGAAUUCCGAGGAAUCCAACAUGAAAUCAAUGUGUUUGGAUAAGAAAUUCAGUAGAUUUUCAAGCUCAGCUGCCAAUUCCAAUGAAGAAUCCUCUGUUUCUGAACAAAUCCCAAGUGGGGAAUUUGGAUUCAAGAAUCAAAAAGAUUCGAAUUCAAGAAAAAGAAAAGGUGGAUCAACGAAAAAGGAGGAAGACGCCAUCGGUGAUUCGAACGCGAAAAGAUCGAAAAAACCCUUAGAAAAUGGAGGUAAAACAGAGGAAAACACGAAGGCAAUUGAAGCACCAAAGGAUUACAUUCAUGUUAGAGCAAGAAGGGGUCAAGCUACAGACAGCCACAGUUUAGCAGAGAGAGUUAGAAGAGAGAAGAUCAGUGAAAGAAUGAAGCUACUUCAAAAUCUUGUACCAAAUUGCAAUAAGGUUACAGGAAAAGCACCAAUGCUUGAUGAAAUCAUCAACUACGUGCAAUCAUUACAGAAACAAGUCGAGUUUCUUUCGAUGAAGUUAGCAACGGUGAAUCCAAGUCUCGAUUUCGACACCAUUAACAUUAAUCAAUCAAACAACAAUCAUUCCCACCAAAUUCAAUCGACAUUUUACAAUCAAAACCCACAAACAAUCUUCAACGGAUCUGUUCAUGAAUUCACAGAACCAUUUCCACAGUUUCCAGGAUUUGGCCAAGACGAUCUUCAAAGCAUUGUUCAAAUGGGGUUUGGUGAAAAUGUUGAUCUGUGAUCCGCCAUUUUUGUUGAAAUGGAGCUCUGAUGGCAACCAUGGUGUAUAUAGAAAGAAGAGAAGAGAUCAUCAAUGGUUCAUAUUAAAAGAAGAUGAACUGCUGUUUCGGCUAAUCGAUUUUUAGGUCUAAUUGAAGCAAUAUUCUUCAUAAUAUUUUUAUAUUUCUAGUUUAUCUUUUUUGUAAUUUUCCAUUA
This is a messenger RNA of Cynara cardunculus var. scolymus (artichoke), 1939 nucleotides long. Its product is annotated as transcription factor bHLH62-like. The record is from RefSeq and is a predicted model, not a curated record. Gene Ontology annotation, molecular function: DNA-binding transcription factor activity; protein dimerization activity. The transcript has 7 exons. Lineage: Eukaryota; Viridiplantae; Streptophyta; Magnoliopsida; Asterales; Asteraceae. Bases 348 to 1745 code for a protein of 465 amino acids. Gene Ontology annotation, biological process: regulation of DNA-templated transcription. Gene Ontology annotation, cellular component: nucleus.